Messenger RNA from Synchiropus splendidus (mandarinfish), 1075 nucleotides. RefSeq names its product T-cell surface glycoprotein CD3 gamma chain-like. Bases 81 to 623 code for a protein of 180 amino acids. Gene Ontology annotation, molecular function: transmembrane signaling receptor activity. The record is from RefSeq and is a predicted model, not a curated record. Gene Ontology annotation, biological process: cell surface receptor signaling pathway; positive thymic T cell selection. The transcript is spliced from 5 exons. Lineage: Eukaryota; Metazoa; Chordata; Actinopteri; Syngnathiformes; Callionymidae. Gene Ontology annotation, cellular component: external side of plasma membrane; alpha-beta T cell receptor complex.
GUUCGCUGGUGUGCACUCGCCUGCUCCGUGACAUAAAACAGUCCAUCUGUCUUCAGCAGCUCUCAGAGGCGAGGAACACGAUGAAACACCGCAGAGUUCUUCACAUGUUCUUGCUGCUGCUGCUGCUCUGCGAGCUGACUGGCGCUCAAGAGAAAGACUUCAAAGUGAAGGUGACCACUGUACAAGAGGGGUACAAGAUCACGUGCGGCACGGACAGUAACGUGACAAUGUCAAAUGGUGGAAUUGAAGUUGUUAAGCCACUGAAGUUCAAAGAUGAGAACAGCAUGGAGUACAAGUGUGUCUCAAAGGAUCCGGUCGGAGAAGCAAGUAUUUUUGUGAAAUUCCGAACCUGUGACAACUGUGUCGAGCUGAACAUGACCACCAUCUCAGGUCUACUCGUCGGAAAUCUUGUCGCCACUAUUGCGAUUGGAGUCUCUGUUUAUCUGGUGGCGUCGAAGGGUCAGUUUGGGACAAGCAGGUCUUCCAAGAGAGGAUCCGAUCAGCAAAAUCUCGCGAAAGGUGGGAGGGGCCCAAAUGAUGUCUACGAACGACUGCAGCGCAGCACUCAGGACACGUAUGAUCAACUUGACCGGAGACGCAAGCCUGAUGCUGCAUACCAGUGAAAAUGGCCUCCACUCACUCAGCGACGCUCGCCUGAAAAUGAAAGCAUUUUCUAGCGUGUUCUGAUUUCCUUGCCAUUUCUAAAAGUCCUUUUUUAUCCUUCAUGCACACAUCUUUUUUCUUUCAUUUGUUGUUCGGGUUUAACUCUUUUAUUUCAUUGCCACAUUUCUUCUAUUAUAAUGGUGGAUACAAUACAAAUAUAACUCUGUUGCUGUGUGGUUGUUUCCUUGUGUGGAAUGGUUAGUUGUACAAUAAUAAAGGGAAAAACAGAGAGAAGGGGAGCAUUCAUAUGCUGUUUCAUCACAUUAAAAUGAACAAGACAAGUAUAUUUGGAAGCCAAAAAGAGCAGUUCUUUGCAUAUAACGUUUGAAGAACAAAGAAUAAAAUCGAAAGAAAUAGAAAUAAAAAGCACAUUGGCAGUAAUAUCAAUGAAACAUUGCAAUCCUGGGCAUCC